Messenger RNA from Stegodyphus dumicola, 483 nucleotides. RefSeq lists its product as uncharacterized. Lineage: Eukaryota; Metazoa; Arthropoda; Arachnida; Araneae; Eresidae. The record is from RefSeq and is a predicted model, not a curated record.
AUGCUUUUAUCCGAAAGCAGCGGUGGUAUGUACAUCAAUACCUAAACCUUCCAUUAAUAUGAAUUGCGUAAGUUUCACUCUGCUUUUCGUCUUGAUUUCGAAUUCGGUAGCAGAACCUGAGUAUACUACACCGGGUGGUAUACUGAACACAAACUGUCAUAAAGGCUGCACUGAAGUCGUUGUCCAUGAAUCUAACUGCAGUCCAGUUUGCAACAUUAAGCGUUACGAACGUUGCGUCCUGGAUCCUCGAACACCAGAACCCACAUGUGGCUCUCAAAAUGUGUCUUCUGCAAUUCCAUCGGAACUGAAACGUCCUUAUGUUUGUCGCUGUCAUCCUUGUCUUUACAGAGACAAGAAUGAAAUUUGUGUUCCGCAGUGCCCAGAAGCUGAAGGUGAAGCUUGAGUUCUGCAAACCUUCAUAAAGGAACUUCUGCGAAAGAUUUUGUAUUAUCUUAUUUCGAAGCGCUUACAAAUAAAAUUGAU